Molecule: messenger RNA, 2591 nt
Organism: Nylanderia fulva
Lineage: Eukaryota; Metazoa; Arthropoda; Insecta; Hymenoptera; Formicidae
Source: RefSeq, a predicted model, not a curated record
CGCGGCCGCCGCCGUCGCCGCGGCCGGCCAGGAAGUCGGCGGGCCGCAGAGUCCGGCUGGUUCCGCGAGCCGCUCACCAACUGGUACCACCGGUACCGGUUCCGUGCCGAAUCGCGGUGCGACUCCCGAUGAAGAGGACCGUGACGCCAACGCCACACCCGGAUCCGAGAACACCGAGCGAUCCACCCCGGAGGAGGGACGACCGUACAGACUGGGGCCUGUGUUCGGGGGCCGAUGCGGCGCGGAGGCGCUCGGUCUGGGGCUAGGGCUGUCACCGGGCCCGGCCUACAGGUUCGCUCUGCCCCCGGGACUCGCUGCCAAGACCACCCGCUGCCUUGUAUUCGACCAAGGUAAGUGUAGCCCCACACACACGACGUUAUCAGCCAUUCAAAGUAGUAGAAUGUCUUUUCUCAUCAACAGCUUUAUCUUUAACGCCUGUGUAUACGCUCGCAAGAAGAAAUUUCCCUCAGAUCCAUCUUGCUGCCCGGUAUGCGGAGUGACAGUGAGGCCUCAAGAAUUAGAACAGCAUUUUGCUCAAGAACUCGAUCGACUGUAUAAGGUUUCCACGACGCCCUCAAGGCCUCGAUCCUCAAGAUCAACCUUACCUCCGACGCACCCAGAUCAUCCCCAUGGCCCGAUGCUGCACGCCCCAUCGGCGGCGGACGGUACUCCUCAGGGUAGAUGGGAGACGUACAAGAGGAUCAAGGCGAAUAGACAGGCCAGAAUACGCGUUAAGAAUAGGAAGAGAAAAGCGGACGAGGCAUCCUGUCCGGUUUGCAGCGAGAGAUUAUCUGGCACUCCAGAGGAAUUGAAUCAGCACGUCGAUCGAUGCUUGAAUAAGCAGAACAAUGGGAAUCCGGCCGGACAGAACGCGAAUCUCGACGAGGAGGAGGUCGACGUCGAGGGCGACGCCGAGACCUUCGAGGAAUACGAAUGGGCCGGUCAGAGAAGAGUGCGCGCCACUUCUAUGCUAGUCGGUGGAUUUUCCGCCGCGGGUCUCGCGACCUCCUCGAGCAAUCGCUCCGGCAGCGGCGUCGGGGGCGGGGGCGGUAAUCAGGAGGAAGAGGACGUGGACCUCGUGGUCGACGGGGACGACGCUGCCGAGUUCGGUCCGGCUCAGUAUUCCGAGGCGGACGUGGUCGCGCCGCGAAUCGACGGGACGCCGCGCGAGCAGAAGGAACGAGACGCUCUUCGCGAGGCCGUAAUCUCGCCGAACGCGCCGCACACGCCGCAACAGCUGACCCCGGAUUCCGGUCUGACGGGAGCGCAGGGCCUGGUCGAGGUGAAACCGGAACCGGGCGCCACGACGCCCGUCGCCCAGCAGAACGAUCCCGAGGAAGGCGCAUCCGGCUCGCCCAGGAGAGACGGCGACACGCCCGUCAUGGAGGCCCUUCGCGGUCGAAUCCGCGAGCUCGAGGCCGAGAUGCGCGGCCAGCUCUUCAAGUGUCUCAUCUGCAUGGAACAAUACAAGAAACCAGUCACUUCAGUGUGCUGCUGGCAUGUACACUGCGAGCAAUGCUGGCUGCAUACGCUGGGCGCGAAGAAGCUCUGUCCUCAAUGCAACAUGAUAACGUCGCCAUCUGAUUUGCGGCGCAUCUAUAUGUGAAUGAGUCAGCUCGACAUCCCUGUGAGAAAUUCGCGGGUCAACCGGGAUUCUCCGGAUCUUCAACCGGGCAACGUUAUCGUUCUGUAAAUACCUGUAUAUUUCUCUGCGUUACGUAAAUUAACUCUUUAGAAUUAAUAUGUACGUUUAUGCAUCAUAGAGCUAGUAAAUUAACUUCGUUAGUUCUUAACAAUCGUCAACCGAGGGUCGCUCUAGGAUCAUUCGAUACAGAGUUUUUGUGCAUCAAUAAAUAUCGCGACCGUAUUCGUUCGCAAAUUCAUAGUUUUUGGAAAUUUGUGAGAUUAUCUCCGCGUUUGUUUUUUCUUCUACACGUAUUGACAAAGUCGAUGCGUUGAUUUAUUUUUGCGAUGACUUUCACGCGAUUCUGUCAAAAUGGAAUGUACUCUAAUUAAUAUAUUCUAACGAUUUUUAAUUAUGACUUUUUGAUACUUUGAACACUUUUGCGACGAUUCUUGUUAUGUUUACAAAUCACGUAUAUGUUACAAAAUAAUUCCUCACAAUUCUUUAAACGACAGCAAAUUGUAUUAUCACAUUGUAUUAUAAACUUCAUAUAUACAUCUGGAUUAACGAAGGCUCAUUGUUUGUUAAAUACGCGAUAUAUCGAUCUUUGUCGACGAAAAGCGACAUACGCUCUACAAUAUCUUCGUUUCACAAACGAGAUUACAGAUUCUUAAGAUUACGAAAGGACGAUGCGAAGGAGAGCCGAUCGCUACGUCAUUUUUUCGUUUCGAUACGAUUUUUAUCAUAUGCAACAAAUUUGCAUUUUAUGAUUCUUUUUAGCGAUCGGUCUUUGACACGUCGGCCGUUUGGUAUAAUUACCAAAAACUUUUAGAUCAUCGCCAAACCAGUCUCUCGCGAUGCACCAGCGAACUAAUGUAAAUACACUAAACGGAUCAAGAAGAGAAAAAUAAAUCCCCCGAUCGCUGUUCUGUAAUCGAAAUAAACGAUCAUGGAAUGUACAACAAUA